This is a messenger RNA of Aureobasidium melanogenum CBS 110374, 378 nucleotides long. RefSeq lists its product as uncharacterized. The transcript is spliced from 3 exons. Gene Ontology annotation, biological process: cytoplasmic translation. The coding region runs from base 1 to 378 and encodes 125 amino acids. Gene Ontology annotation, cellular component: cytosolic large ribosomal subunit; ribosome. Gene Ontology annotation, molecular function: structural constituent of ribosome. The record is from RefSeq and is a predicted model, not a curated record. NCBI's taxonomy places the organism in Eukaryota, Fungi, Ascomycota, Dothideomycetes, Dothideales, Saccotheciaceae.
AUGUCCAACACCCAGAAGACCCAGAAGCCCAAGGCUGGCCGUUCCGCCAUUGCCGAUGUUGUCGCUCGCGAGUACACCAUCCACCUGCACAAGCGUGUUCACGGUGUCACCUUCAAGAAGCGCGCUCCCCGCGCCAUCAAGGAGAUCAAGGCCUUCGCUGAGAACGCCAUGGGCACUCGCGACGUUCGCCUCGACCCCCAGUUGAACAAGAAGGUCUGGGAGUGUGGUGUUAAGGGUGUUCCUUUCCGCCUCCGCGUCCGCAUCUCGCGCAAGCGUAACGACGAGGAGGGCGCCAAGGAGAAGCUCUACUCCUACGUCCAGGCCGUCAACGUCAAGGACCCCAAGGGUCUCCAGACCACCGUUGUUGAGGACGCAUAA